CAGCGACCACGUCGACCUCCGGUGAUACGGGACGAUCGAGCCGAGCUAACCGUCGAUCUUUCGCCGGGAGACGCGAAGACUUCGAGACGUCAUCCAUCGUCGUCGUCGUCGUCGUCGUCGUCGUCGUCGUCGUCGUCGUUGUCGUCGUUACUCGAGCCGACGCGGGCUCCAUCGCAGUUCCCAAGAAUCUGUCGAACCGAUCUGUACCUCUGAGAAUACGUGCUGACGCGUAUUCGAAUUUUGAGGGGGGGGUUGGUUUCUUGCGUACCGUCGGGAUGAAUCAGUGUUUCGUUGAACGUUUCGCAGGACGAACGACUCGACGUUUGGCAAAAUCAGUGCGAAAAGUUUGGUAAUACUUGGAAUAGUAUCACGACGAUUGGACACUGUGCGUGAGUGAAAUUGGACCAAGAGUGAAAUUGGUUGUAACGGUCUUGUAACUAGUAUAUUGCCUUUUAUAUAACGAGGAAUGUUCGUUGAUACACCAUGAAUGGGACAACGCCGGUCACUACUUCGGAGGAACACCAGCAUCAGCAUCAACAACCGCAGAAUGAACCACCCCCGGAGCAUCCGAGAAGUCCUACCAGCCCUUUGAGCAUUCGACACGACUCGGGCGAGAGCAGCGUCAUCUCACCAGGAUUGCCAGAGCGGUACAGUCCUUUGGGAGCGACAGGCUCGACCUCGAGUCAUGAUCCCUAUGCCUCGAGGUCUGUCCAAGAAUGUCCGGUUCCACUUUGCAGAGGAAUACCUACGGAUUUCCCACUCGCGAGAUCACCGUAUUUAACCGCUUUGGGCAACGGACAUCCUCAUUUGUUAGGACAAGUUCAGCAGCAGCAACAGCAGCAGCAGCAGCAACAACAACAACAACAGCAACAGCAACAGCAGCAACUGCAACCGCAACAUGGCAGCAAACCACCGCGCAGUCUCGGCUUGAUAUGCGUGGUCUGCGGGGACACCAGCUCCGGGAAACAUUACGGAAUUCUCGCCUGCAACGGAUGUAGCGGUUUCUUCAAAAGAAGCGUCAGACGGAAGCUGAUAUACAGAUGUCAAGCCGGUACCGGAAGAUGUGUCGUGGACAAAGCUCACCGAAAUCAGUGUCAGGCGUGCCGUUUGAAGAAAUGCAUGCAGAUGGGAAUGAAUAAGGACGAACAUGUCUCUUCCACUUCAUGGAUGCUGUAUGCGGUACAGAAUGAACGGCAACCGAGAAACACUGCCACCAUUAGACCAGAGGCUCUCGUCGAGAUGGACCAGGAACGCGCGCUUCGUGAGGCAGCAGUCGCCGUCGGUGUAUUUGGACCACCUGUGUCUCUAGCCAUGGCGAGAUACACGACACCAUUGCCUUUACCCACCGUUGCGCCGACGACAAAUUCGACGAAUCCUCCAACGCCACCGCGGCAAGAUAACGAAGACGGGAACGCAUCCGAGGAUAGUAUAGACGUGACAAACGAGGAGCCACUGACACCCCAAAGGAGCGGUUGCACGCAAAUUCCACCUGUGAUUCCCUCGUUGUACUCGCCUGCUAGCGCCGAAACGGUCUACGAAACCAGUGCUAGGUUGCUCUUCAUGGCUGUAAAGUGGGCCAAGAAUCUUCCGUCUUUCGCGAGUUUGCCUUUCAGGGAUCAGGUGAUACUUUUAGAAGAGGCCUGGUCGGAACUUUUCCUUCUGAACGCGGUCCAGUGGUGCCUUCCACUCGAAUCGUCGCCUCUUUUCAACUCCGCCGAACUGACUGCCUUGACUCUGUCGCCGCAUCCGCACCCCCAUCCAGGAAUUCAUAUGCAAACCACGACAGGCAAGCCGAGUCAGGUGGCAGCAGAUGUGAGGCAUUUGCACGACACCUUGCAGAGAUAUAAGGCUGUCAUGGUUGAUCCUGCUGAAUUUGCCUGCAUGAAGGCCAUUGUACUAUUUCGACCAGAGACCCGCGGCUUGAAGGACUCCAGUCAGAUAGAGAACCUGCAGGACCAAGCACAGGUGAUGUUAGGUCAGCACGCCAGAGCGCAACAACCAGGAAGCCCGGCGAGAUUCGGCAGAUUAUUGCUGUUACUACCGUUGCUGAGGACAGUGCCGGCGUCGAGGGUGGAACUGAUAUACUUUCACAGAACGAUCGGCAAUACACCGAUGGAGAAAGUCUUGUGCGACAUGUAUAAAAAUUAAGAACAGUUCUUCGCCGAUAUUCCGCUUGGAAUUAUCGGGAUCGGAUUUAUCGUUUAACAAGUAACCUUUCGAGUAACCGAGAUUCUUGUUCAGUGCCACGUUGAAAUCUCUGCGAGACAAAGCGAAAUUCCAUGAACCUCGUGCUACUGGGAGUCACUUUUUGCGAAACGUUCGAUUCUGUCGCGUAUUUCGUUUAAACGAGACCGCUGUCGAACGUCGAACGAUAGAAUAAACAUUGAGAGUGUCGUGAAUUUGAUCGAAAUUUCUUUUUCUAGUAACGUCUCUUCAGGUGCAGUGUACGGAGCACGAAAGACCUUUCGUCGCGAGAGUACGCGAACUUAGAAUGCAGAUUAGCGUAAAUUUGAAGGAGGAAAGAAAAAAACGAAAGAGAAAAAGGAAAAGAGACUAGGAAACAAAAAUAAGCAAUUGAAUCGACCAAGUAGUCGAGAACGAUCGAUCGAAGAUAAUUACAUCGUUUUACAUUGUGUGUAAAAGCUUUGGCCUAAGGACGAAGCCCCAAGUAAAUGACCCUUCAACUGAAUUCUCCUCCUCGUCUAGUGAUUUCAUUUUUUUUUUUUUCCACUAGAUCGGGAUCGAGGUAACGACGGAGCCUUGGUGAAAGGUAACGAAUCGAACGAGUACAGUAUUUAGUUCAAUGGUUCAACGGUAUCUAAGUGAAACGAGGGAUACUCAUCAGUUCCGACGUAAAGAUAUAGAUAUAUAUAUACAUAUUUAUUUAUUAUAAAAAUGUUUAUCGAACAUUAGGUUCGACGUGUUGACCAAGUCAUUUCAAUCAUUCGGUUUCUGCGCGAACGAUUUUCUACACGAACGAAAAAUUCCCACAAUGAAAACGCUGCAGUCGAGAAUUUUCAUUUACGAUUUCACUCGUGAUUUUGUUGAGACACGUACUAAUUUAGGUUCUCCGAGAUUAUGUAAGAUAAGGUUUCGAAUAUACGAGUAACCGAUACGAACUUUCGGACAGCUGUAAAAAUGAUACACGUCUGUGCUUUUCUUGUAUAUUUCGUGUUGUGAUACUAUUUGCUGUAAAAGUCUAGACACUGAGUCACUAUAUUGUAACGAUUACCUAACCACUUGUAAUAAAAGUACACAUGCGUAAGAAGAAGCAUCAGAGACGCCGUAUCAAUCCCUUCCAUCGCCAUUUAUUUAGAGACGAUCGU
Frieseomelitta varia is the source of this 3326-nucleotide messenger RNA. Its product is annotated as photoreceptor-specific nuclear receptor-like. Gene Ontology annotation, molecular function: zinc ion binding; nuclear receptor activity; RNA polymerase II cis-regulatory region sequence-specific DNA binding. The record is from RefSeq and is a predicted model, not a curated record. Lineage: Eukaryota; Metazoa; Arthropoda; Insecta; Hymenoptera; Apidae. Gene Ontology annotation, biological process: positive regulation of transcription by RNA polymerase II; anatomical structure development; cell differentiation. The transcript is spliced from 10 exons. The coding region runs from base 484 to 2148 and encodes 554 amino acids.